Molecule: messenger RNA, 341 nt
Organism: Hibiscus syriacus
Lineage: Eukaryota; Viridiplantae; Streptophyta; Magnoliopsida; Malvales; Malvaceae
Product: putative Myb family transcription factor At1g14600
Exons: 3
Coding region: 21-341 (106 amino acids)
Molecular function (GO): DNA-binding transcription factor activity; DNA binding
Source: RefSeq, a predicted model, not a curated record
UUGUAGGGAAGAAAGGAUCGAUGACAAGGAAAGAUGGUGCCGGUGCCGGUGCCGGAGCUCGACGGUACAACAAAUCAGAGGCUCCACGUUUGAGAUGGACUCCUCAGCUUCACCGCCACUUUGUUCAAGCUGUUGAUCACCUUGGUGGAAGAUACAAAGCAACACCAAAGCGAAUACUGCAGAUGAUGAGUACUGUGAACGGACUCAGCAUUUCCCAUAUCAAAAGCCAUCUUCAGAUGUACCGACGCUGCAAAGGUAGCACCUUGCGGUUAAGAAGGUCGCGCCUUGAAGACAAUUUCAACGCUGGAAUCUUGUCAGAUCUCUCACCAUCUACGAGGUAA